GAAAGCGUUACCUGAGUCACCUCAGCCCAGCCUUCUGUCUAUGAAGAGUGACCGGUCAAUGGGUAUACCAAUAAAGUUUCAAGAGAAAGAGAAAGAAAGAUAUCAAAAGAAGAGAGCUGGCUCACCUGAGCCCAGCAUUUUGUCUGUGAAGAGUGACGGGUCAAUGGGUAUACCAAUAAAGUUUCAAGAAGAAGAAAAAGAAAGAGACAAACAUGGCAAAUCCAGUCCUCCAGAGGAUCAGAUGGAAACUGAACACCAGCCACUUAGUACAAAAUAUCCAGCAGGUGACAUUAGAAUGAUGGAGGACAAAGAGCAUCAGAGCAGUACUAGAGAACUGGAUCCUGUGUGGAAGCAAAAGUUUAAAUCCAUAUUGCAGAAGACAUUUCAAACAAUUACGGAAGGAAUUGCAAUGUAUGGAAUCAGUACAUUUACAUCUCUGAAUAAGAUUUACACAGAACUUUACAUCACAUCGAGUUGUGGGUCUGGACACAUCAAUGAAAUGACCAAUGAGAUCAGGAGAAUUGAAAGAGAAUUUAUAAGACAAUAUGAAACAACAGAGGAGCCCAUCAGUUGUAAUGAGAUUUUUAAACCCUUACUUGGAGAUGAGAAACCCAUUAGAGUCGUACUAACAGAAGGCAUUGCUGGAAUUGGGAAAACAGUGUCUGUGCAGAAGUUUGUUCUGGACUGGGCUGAAGGAAAAGCAAAUCAAGAUUUUGACUUAAUUUUUCCCCUAAACUUUAGAAAGUUAAAUUUUAAGAAGGAAGAAUCUCUCAGUUUGUUGGAGCUUAUUUACUGUUUUUACCCAAAAAUCAAAGAACUUAAAAUGGAGUUUCAUCACCAGAGAAUCUUGUUCAUCUUUGAUGGACUGGAUGAGUCUCGUUUCUCUCUCGAUUUCCAAAACAGCAAAAUGUUGACAGAUCUAACAGAGUCAGCGUCAGUAGACGUACUGUUAACAAAUCUUAUUAAGGGAAAUCUGCUUCCAUCUGCAUUCCUCUGGAUAACAUCUCGACCUGCAGCAUCCAGUCAGAUUCCACCUGUUUAUAUUAACAGAGUAACAGAGAUACGAGGGUUUAAUGACCCUCAGAAAGACGAGUACUUCAGAAAAAGAAUCAGUGAUCAAACCCUGGCUAAUAAAAUCAUUACAUACCUGAAGUCAUCACGAAGUCUUUACAUUAUGUGCCACAUGCCAGUCUUCUGUUGGAUUACAGCGAAUGUUCUUGAGGGAAUGUUCAGUGAAGCAGGAACUGGAGACGUCCCCAAGACGCUGACUCAAAUGUUCACACAUUUCCUGAUCCUACAGAUGAAACGUGGAUCCCAAAAGUACAAAAGGCAUGAAAUGGAUCCUGGACAGAUUGCAGACAUUGUACUUAAACUGGGAAAGUUGGCAUUCCAACAGCUGGAGAAGGGAAACCUGAUCUUCUAUGAGGAGGACAUCACUGAGUGUGGCAUUGAUGUCAGAGAGGCCACAGUGUACUCAGGAGUUUGCACUCAGAUCUUUAUUGAGGAAGUCACUUCACAUCUGGGGAAGGUGUACAGCUUUGUGCAUCUAAGUAUUCAGGAGCAUCUUGCUGCAGUGUAUGCUUUUCUCUCAUGUGUCAACGGAAAUCUCUUAGAACAACAAACCCCUGCUAUAUUUGGUCUCUCCACCAGGGCAACACUGUUAAACCUUCUAAAGGCAGCAGUAGUUAAGGCCUUACAGAGUAAGAAUGGACACCUGAACCUUUUCCUCCGCUUCCUUGUGGGUCUCUCACUGGAGUCCAAUUUAGUUCUCUUACAAGACCUACUGACAGAGACAGGACACAGAUAUCUGAGGGAAAAGGCUGCUGACACAAACAAGGAAAUAACAACGUACAUCAGGGAGAAGAUUGGAAAGAAUCAAGGAAUAUGCGAAUCCAUCAAUUUGUUCCAUUGUCUAUUUGAACUGAAUGAUCAGUCUCUAGUACAGGAAGUUCAAGUCUUUUUGAGUAAAACAGAAAAUAAUCGCCUCAGUGGAGUCAAACUUACUGCAGCUCAGUGGUCAGCUGUGGGUUUCAUGUUAAUGAACUCAGAAGAGGAGCUGAAAGAGUUUAAUCUACAGAAAUAUGCAGCAUCGCAGGAGUGUUUAAGGAAACUUUCCUCAGUGGUCACAGUUUCCAGAAAAGCUCUGUUGUGUGAUUGUAAUCUCACAAAGAAAAGCGGUGUCACUCUGGCAAAAACUCUGAACUCAAAGUGUACUUGUCUAAGAGAGCUGGACGUGAGUGGUAAUAACCUGGAGGAUUCAGGAGUCAAAGAUCUUUCUUCUGGGUUGAUGAGUCCACACUGUAAACUGGAGAUUCUAAGGUUGCGUAACUGCAGCAUUACAGAAGAAGGCUGUCUCGCUCUUGCUGAAGCUCUGAGGACAAAGUCACACCUGAGAGAGCUCGAUCUGCGCGGUAAUGAUUUAGGAGAACAGGGAGUGAAGCUGCUGUCUGAAAUAAAGGAGGAUGAAAAGUACACACUGGAGACGUUGAAGCUGGCUGUGAGAUCUUCAGAUCUGACCUGAAGUACAGUAGAGAGGAAGUCACAUGGAGAUAACUUCUAACAGAACACCCAUACUUAUAGCUGUCUAUCAUCUUUUAGGACCCACAUGCUUGUUUAUGUCCAGCUUUUAUGGAGGAUAAGAUAAAAGGAUGAGUUAUAUUUUCUAAUCAAGCAAACUUAGGCGUUAGUGGUGUUUGUUGUUAGCUGUCAGGUCGAUGGAACACCUUAGGAAUUGUAAAGGAGCUGAGACAUGUGAUAAGUACAGUAGUAUAUAACUGGAAACCUAGUGACUGGUUGUGGUGUUGCUUCUGGAAGAUUUGUCUGUUUACUGAGAGAGUGUUUUAGCUUUAGAAAUGGAUUUUGAGGUAAAGUAAAUAUAUGGAAAGUCUGAUGAAUGUUCUGCAUGUUGUUAGUUAAUUGUGAGCUUGACUAGAAGGUUAUUGGAAAUAAAAAGCAGUAACAGGUUCAUAAAUUUAAAAACUAUCAUUCUGAGCUGGCGGAUGGUGUCCUGACCCGUGACUGGAGAUUCUGGAGGAUCGAGGAUGUGAAUAGACCUGGUUUCUAAUAUGAUUCCAGAAUAACAGUGGAAAAUCAGAAAUGGCACGUUAUUAGAUCUUAGCAGCGUAAGAUGUGACUGAAGUUGAUCCAUUAUCCAUGCAGAUCAUGCCAUAAAACGUUGGCACACAUGAACCAUGGAUUAAUUGCAAAUUUACUGUAUAAUAGUGUGAAGUACAGGUUUACUGUCGCUAUAUGUAUCUGGGUCUAUUUCUGAGGAAAAAAACGUAAUUAUAUUUAUGUAUUUAUUUAUCUGAGCUCCUUUACAACUCCUAAGGUGUUCUAUCCAGGUUUGCCUGAUAUAAAUUAAAUUUAUGUUCGAUUAACACGCUCCUGUAGCGGUUAGCACUGUCGCCUUGCACCUGCAGGGUCCGAGUUCGAUUCCCAGCCAGACUCGAUUCCCGUCUCUGUGUGCAUGGAGAUUGCAUGUUCUCCCCGUGAUUGGUGGGUUUCCUCCCACAGUUCAAAGACUUACAGUGAGUGUGUGUGUGUGUGUGUGUGUGUGCCCUGCGAUGUAUUGGCACCCUGUCCACGGUGUACCCUGCCUCGUGCUCUAAGCCUCCUGGGCUACAGGCCCCCGCGACCCUAAAUAUGGGAUGUUUUACUGAAAUUAUCCUAAUUGUUUAUUGUGGUCUUGUUUUGUUUUCAGGCCAAGAUUAAUUAAAAAGUAGUCCAGUUAUUUUGCCUUUUUUUUUUUUUAUCAGAAAACAAUGCGAUCCAUGACUCAAAUCCAUGAUCUGACCUGAACAGUCAGUUUUGUGAUCUGUUCCACCCUAUUAUACUGUAUGUAUAAGCACCAAGAACAUGUAAACACAAAUAAACCCAUUUUUGUAACUGUAGUAACUUAUUAUUUCAUAUGAUAUAUAUGUAGUGUUUUUAUAACAUAUACAGUAUAAAAGUAUAAAACAACUGUGGAUGUGAGACUCAUACUGUAUUUGUUCUUAUUAAACUUAUUUAGUAUCUCACAUCUAGAUUUUAUUUAUUUACUCUUAUAAUAUGUGUAUCUACAAUCCGUAAAGACAAUUCACAAGAUUUAAACAUCCCUCUGUACGUGUAGACUAACAUUCCAUAAGCAUUUUAAAUAAAAUUAUAUUCCUGUGUUUAACUGAUGUGAAAUACUAUUGUUGUAUAUCUGCUGUGAUGUAACUAAUGUUGUGUGAAUUUAAUCUCUCCAGACUGACUGUACUGAUAUUUCUUUACCUCUUCUUUUUCUUUGACAAGUUUCAUAAACACUUUUUCGACCAAAUGUUAAACAUCUGUGCUCUCUGAUUAAUGAAGUCAUAUUUUCAGUGAUAAUAAAUAAGUUUCAACACACAA
Messenger RNA from Clarias gariepinus (North African catfish), 4371 nucleotides. Its product is annotated as NACHT, LRR and PYD domains-containing protein 3-like. Bases 41 to 2521 code for a protein of 826 amino acids. Gene Ontology annotation, molecular function: protein binding. Lineage: Eukaryota; Metazoa; Chordata; Actinopteri; Siluriformes; Clariidae. The transcript has 8 exons. The record is from RefSeq and is a predicted model, not a curated record.